UCCGUUGCUGGCUGCGUUCGGGUUCGGAUGCACUUUGCAUAUGUUCGGUUUGCCGGCACUGACUGCACCGAGUUCGAAGUUCGUAUCUUGUGCACUCAGCCGGCUAAUUAGUGUUCGUUUGUGUUCAAAGUGAUGCAGCAGUGGGGGAGGAAGAGUGGAAGGAGCUCCCACAGCAGAAGCAGCAGCAGCAGCAGAACGGCAAGCAGAAGCAGUUGCAGUGCAGAUACCGAUCAGUGCGGACGUGAUUUUCAAGAAAGCAAUUGUUUGAGGUCCUCGCCGCCACCUCAGUAGUAGUAGGCCAGCGAGAUUUCGAGUAGUACGCGAAUCGGUUUUUGGAAAGAAGCAGCAGCAGCAGCAGCAGCACGGAAAUGCAAUUAACGAGAAGAAUUCGGUGCAAAUAAAGUGAAAACGUGUGUCGUGCGGUUGAUUUAUGGGAUUUAUAUUCUACAAGAGCCGAGAGGUCGAAAAUGUCUUUCUGAUUUUUCGAUGCAUACAAAUUGGUGUAAGGAAUAAAUGUGUGGGCAAUUAAGUUGACUGAGGUGAUCGAUAAAUUGGAAGGAAAGUGGAAUAUUUAAUUCGGUCGAUAGCGUUUAUGAAGUGAGCUUGUUUUAAAUGGAGAUGAGCCACCAGUGCUUGAGCGUGCUGAUUUUCUGAGAACGGUGAUGUGGGUUUCCCCUUAGUGUGCCAUAACGAUCGAACGGGGACGAAUUUUCAAGAUGUUGUGCACAGUUGGGGUUGUGAAGUUGAUGCUGAUACAACACCUGGUUGGCGUUUCGUCCCUGAUGAGCAGCGUGAGCACGGCGAUCGGCCGAAGACACACUGAUAACCUGCUGAUCGCACGAUGUCGCUCCAAAUGUACGAGCACAAACGACAAAAUGACGUGCGAAAGCUCGUGCAUCCAAGACUAUCUGGAAAACUCCUCCUACAAGAAAUACGGCGACUGUCCGAAGGACCCACUCAACCGUCUGGAAGCAAUCUGUCAGAACACCUGCCAGAGCACUGAUUAUCACUGUCCGGGGAUCGAGAAGUGCUGUUCGCACUCGUGCGGCAUGAGCUGCCAGGCGCCCAUUGGUUUGGAAAAAGUUCGCGGUUUGCCACCGGUUCCGUUUCAUGUUGUUCUGCGUGAAGCGGGACGUAGUUUUCGGAUGGCCGAGAUUCAGUGGGAAAUUACCCUGGAAGAGGAGAUGUCCAGUGCGAUCUACUUUGUGAUCGAGUCACGGCAUCACAUUGGGAUAAGUUUUGCGGAGCGUAAGCUGGAAAACGAUUGGCAGAAUCACACGCCGACGGUUAUCUACGAGGUCAAAAGGGCGGGCAAUCAGAAGCGCUACGUCGGAGAGAUGAAGCUAAAGCCGGGCCGCUGGUACCAGGUUCGAGUGGCGGCGGUCAAUGAGCUGGGCACCAAGGGCUACUCGGUCGUUUCGAAGGAGUUUCAGCUGAGUAAAACAGAGCCACAACCACCGCAACCACCAAAAAAUUUCACCCUAGGUCAAUUGGUACUUAAUGCAAAUGGAACAUACAACCGAAAAAUCACGUGGACAUUACCGCGAUCGGAUCUUCCCGUGGAGAAGUACAAAAUCAGCUGGAGUUUGUAUCUCAACGCAAGCGCAGGACCGAAAGCGGGAAAUUCCUCGUUAUUCAAGGAAACGGCCACCGUAUCGGCGCCGAGUAGACAUUUCGAGAUCAAAGGACUGCAACCGAACAGUAUUUACUAUCUGCAAAUACAUGCCAUUAGUGUGUACGGCAAAAGGCGACUCAAGUCAGCGGCCACUAGCGAGCUGAUGGACACUACCGUUGAUACUGAUGAAGCCGCAAGGCCUCCCAACAUGGACAAUAUGUUAAUGAACGAUGCGAGCUUUCAACGUCGCACAAAGUCGGGCUCAUCCGCUCAGGGUCUGAACUACAAAUUUGUUCCUAGAAAAAGCGGUCUUGUGGUGCGUGUUACGUGGCCAGACAAGAAUCCCACGGGACGCUACCGAUUACAUCUCUGCCAGGGGGCCCGAGAUUGCCUCACCAAACCAAUGGGAGCAAACUUUCACGAUGUAAUCGUUAAGCAACGAACAUCGUACGAAUUCGCGAGACUUGAUUUCGAAACCAAAUACACGGUUGGACUGAGACACAACCGUAAGCGCGCUGUGACACAGCAACAGCAUGACCGAAUUCAUCAUCAACCCGGAGGUUACGAUAGUGUAAGAACUUUUGUGACACCCAAGUGUGACCAUUUCCGGAAGGCACAUCCUGAACUGCAGCUCGACUGCGCCGUUUAACGCUGCUUGUUGUUACUCCUGUAGUGGAAGAUGAUAUAUGAAGUACGAACCGUAGCCAUUUCCAGUAUCGUAAUUGUGAAUUUUAUCCCGCCAUAACUCGCCUCUCUUUCCGUUGAUGAUGUGAGCCGUGGAUAGUUCCUGGGGACGACUUUUUUAUUGAUUUUUGUUUGUUGUAAGUUUUCAUUAGUUUCUAUUUUAUGUUUUAUUCAAUGCUGCGCUGCCAUUUUAUCCAAUGUAGAAAGGGAUGCAACUGAAGACAAAUGAACGAAUGUGAUUUAAAUAAAGACAGUUUGCAUUUAUGUAAAGAAUUAA
Toxorhynchites rutilus septentrionalis is the source of this 2576-nucleotide messenger RNA. It is a transcript of the gene Kal1, whose product is annotated as anosmin-1. Gene Ontology annotation, cellular component: extracellular region; cell surface. The record is from RefSeq and is a predicted model, not a curated record. Gene Ontology annotation, biological process: neuron differentiation. Gene Ontology annotation, molecular function: protein binding; peptidase inhibitor activity. Bases 717 to 2264 code for a protein of 515 amino acids. Lineage: Eukaryota; Metazoa; Arthropoda; Insecta; Diptera; Culicidae. The transcript has 8 exons.